GGAUGGAGAGGAAGGCUCACAGUCCUUGCUCUAUAAAUGGUGCUAUCUGCCUCUGCUCUGAGUGGGAGACAGUGGCCCAAGCAGCCUGAGGCUCUGAGUGUGGGAGAAGCAGCUGAAGCCAGAGCCAUGCGGCUGUACUUUCUGGCCCUCACCCUCAUCUUAAUGGCAAUUUCUGGCAUCAUAUGCAAUAUCACAGAAUUUUGUGUUGGAAGUCCCGGUAUUCCUGGAACUCCUGGAUCCCAUGGUUUGCCUGGUAGAGAUGGGAGAGAUGGUGUGAAAGGAGACCCUGGACCCCCAGGCCCCAUGGGUCCCCCUGGAGGAAUGCCAGGGUUCCCCGGGUGUAAUGGGAUGAGUGGACUGCCUGGUGUCCCUGGAGAACGUGGAGACAAAGGGGACCCUGGUGAGAGGGGCCCUCCAGGGCUUCCAGCUUCUCUGGAUGAGAAAAUCCAGACCAUUCUCCAAGACCUUACACAUAAAAUCCUGCAGUCAACAGCAGUUCUCCGUUUGCAGGGAUCCAUGUUGGCAGUGGGGGACAAGGUCUUCGCUACUAAUGGACAGUCAGCAGACUUUAAUGCCAUUAAGGAGACUUGUGCCAGAGCCGGUGGUGACAUUGCUGCCCCUAGGAGUCCAGAGGAGAAUGCAGCCAUUGCCAGCAUCGUGAAGAAGUAUAACGUCUAUGCAUACUUGGGCCUGACAGAGGGCCACACCCCUGGGGACUUCUACUACUUGGAUGGGGCCCCUAUAAACUACACCAACUGGUACCCAGGGGAACCCAGGGGUCGAGGCAAUGAGAAAUGUGUGGAGAUAUACUCAGAUGGGACAUGGAAUGACAGGAACUGCCUGCAGUACCGCCUGAGCAUCUGUGAGUUCUAAGCAGGCCCUGAGGCCAAAAGACAGGUCAAAUCACCUUGCCUUCCAUUCUCCACCCUGACAGUCCAGUUGGUGUAUGAGGUGCUGAAAUUCCUUCCCAACUAAAUUGAUUUAUGGCUACUACAGCCAGCUGUGUCCUUAGUCCCUUGAUGCCUUAGAUGGGCUGACUGCCUCACACUCAGCAAUCCAUCCUGAUGCUCCCUUGGAAUUCUGACGCAGUAGGUGGGGCCACUCCCAAUCUUGGCCUUCUAUGUAGGGCAGAGACCCCCCUUCUUCCUCAUCUUGUCUGGCUCCUUCAUUUAUAGAUGGUAACAGUGAGGUCCCAGGAUGGAAGGACCCUCUAAAAUUGCACACAGAACAUCUUCCUCUAUCAUGUCCCAUCACAAUUUAGCAGUCCUGGUUAAACAUAAUAGUAGAAUAGGAAGACUUCCGGAAAAGCCCAAAUGUGAAGUCUGAAGGACACGGGAUGUCUGGGGAUGACUUAGUCUCUGGGAAGGUGGGGAGCCAGGUGGUGCCCAGCACAGUGAUGAGGGGAUACAACCCUAGUACUUGGCAAGUAUGAUCCACUCCCUUGAGUUUUAGGGUAAAAGUUCCUCCACUUCAGCAUAGGGCUGUAGGAAGAAUCUCUUCUACCCCAGACCCGAGCCAACAAACUUCCUGCUGACAUCCACAUCCCUGCCCACUUCAGACAUCAGUUAGGCAUUCACCCCACCAACCGCACCAUGGCCUCUUUUCUUGUCUAUUGUUAAUUCAUUUACUCAGCUAUUUCAUUAAAAUCAUCUGAGUGCCAGGUUUUAGACUGUGUCUCAGUGUGGGUACCUUGUGCCUUUGGGAAUUUUGUUUUCUCUGGGCUUAUUUGUGCAUUUUUGAAAUUGAAAUCAGAUUCUUGUUACUGUCAAAAUAUUAACAUCAUUCUGAGAACAAACAUUACUACAGCCACUAGUGCUGCUGCGGAGUCUGUUCCUUGAGCACAUGCUGUAUGUUGAGCACCUUGACAAGCACCUUGAGUGUUUCUUAAUAAAUAUCAUUUACUCUCCCAGA
Messenger RNA from Octodon degus (degu), 1911 nucleotides. Its product is annotated as pulmonary surfactant-associated protein A. The transcript is spliced from 5 exons. NCBI's taxonomy places the organism in Eukaryota, Metazoa, Chordata, Mammalia, Rodentia, Octodontidae. The record is from RefSeq and is a predicted model, not a curated record. The coding region runs from base 37 to 873 and encodes 278 amino acids. Gene Ontology annotation, cellular component: rough endoplasmic reticulum; multivesicular body.